AUGGGGCAAUCUCAAUCCACUAGAAGCAAUGACGCCGGCAACCCAACAGAGGGCAACAAGGCAGAUUAUUACGAGCUCCUGCGAGUGGAUUUAGAUGCCACCGGGGAGGAAAUAAAAAAGGCAUAUAAGAAGAGAGCCCUGGAGUUACACCCUGAUCGAAAUUAUGGCAACGUGGAAGAAGCUACGGAACUUUUUGCAGAAGUUCAGUCCGCUUACGAAGUUCUCUCGGAUCCCCAAGAGCGUGCCUGGUAUGAUUCGCACCGACAGGUUUUCCUGGGGGGCCAUGGACAACCCGAAGAUGCAGGCCAUUCCUACAAUACCCGUAUGACAACAUCAGACGACCUUUUCCAACUAUUCACAAAAUUCAACCCCCGGAUGGAUUUUAGUGACUCCCCCGAUGGAUUUUUUGGAGGACUGCGGGACACCUUCACUCGACUAGCCACAGAGGAACGAGCAGCCUGCAAAUGGGAGAACGUUGACAUGAUAGAGUAUCCGACAUUCGGGUUUCAGAAUGACAGCUUCGAAGAUGUGGUGCGGCCGUUCUAUUCUGUAUGGGCUUCUUUUUCCACCAAGAAGUCCUUCGCAUGGAAGGAUGUCUAUCGCUAUUCCGAAGCACCCGAUCGGCGUGUUCGUAGAUUGAUGGAGAAAGAAAACAAGCGUCUCCGUGAAGAUGGCAUUCGUGAGUUCAACGGAGCUGUUCGAGCGUUCGUGGCUUUUGUUAGGAAGCGCGACCCUCGGUACCAAUACAAUGCUCAGAGCGAAUCCCAACGGCAGGAGAGUCUCCGCCAGUCAACCGCCGCGCAGGCUGCCCGAUCAAGAGCAGCAAAUUCGGCAAAACUACGUGACCAUGUCCAACAAGACUGGUCUAGAUCAGAGUAUCCCGACGAGGACCAUCCUGACACGUCAGAGGAAGAGGUGGAACACUUUGAAUGUAUUGUGUGCAACAAGAAGUUUAAGAGCCAGAAACAAGUUGAGGCACAUGAACGUAGCAAGAAACACCUGAAGGCCGUCAAACAACUUCGUUGGGAAAUGAGAGCACAAAACGAAGAACUUGAUCUAGAAGGGGUACCUGAUGACAUCUCUCUGCAGUCAGACAAAGACAUUCCGAGUGUCACAGCAAUCAGAUCCCAAAGCGAAAUCAGGUCCAACCCCGACGGUCAAUCAUUAGACCCGGCGGUUAAUCCCAGUUCAAGGCACGGCCCUGGAAAAACUUUGAAGGAAGAUGAGCUCAGCGAUUAUCCCCCUCAAUCGUCAACGAGCCCAGAAAAUCAUCCAAGCUCUGGCGGCGAGGAUGACUACGUGCCGAGAGAGUUCAUUGAAACUAGGCUAGGUCAUUCGAGUACAUCUGACAUGGGUGAUUUCCAGGGUAACGAGAUGGGGACACUAUCCCAGGAUUUAUUGGAUUGCAAACUCGAAGAUGAGCCACGGCUAAAUGGGAAAAAACCUGGCAAGGCUAAGCAGCGGCGCGCUCAAAAAGCCCAGCGCUCGACUAAUCAAACUGGGGGUAUCAAGUGUGCUUCAUGCAAUUCCACGUUUCCAUCCAGAACUCAGUUGUUUUCCCAUCUUAAGGAGUCAAACCACGCUCAGCCACCUUCUACCGUCAAAAGACCUCGAAGGAGGAAACCAUAG
Molecule: messenger RNA, 1629 nt
Organism: Aspergillus melleus
Lineage: Eukaryota; Fungi; Ascomycota; Eurotiomycetes; Eurotiales; Aspergillaceae
Product: putative C2H2 finger domain protein
Exons: 2
Coding region: 1-1629 (542 amino acids)
Cellular component (GO): cytoplasm
Molecular function (GO): zinc ion binding; nucleic acid binding
Source: RefSeq, a predicted model, not a curated record